Vigna unguiculata (cowpea) is the source of this 1910-nucleotide messenger RNA. Its product is annotated as basic helix-loop-helix (bHLH) DNA-binding superfamily protein. Lineage: Eukaryota; Viridiplantae; Streptophyta; Magnoliopsida; Fabales; Fabaceae. Gene Ontology annotation, molecular function: protein dimerization activity. The record is from RefSeq and is a predicted model, not a curated record.
UGCUCAUUCCAUCCAACGGCUCACAUUUCUUUCUCUCUUUCUCUCUCCUUCAAAUCCUUAGACAAAAGAAAAUUGCUCCAAAGGCAAAACGCAUUCUGGCCGAAAUUCUCUGCUUCUUCUUCUUCAUCACUUCCCUUCACUGAUUCCUCUUUCAUUUCGUCUUUUUUUUCUAACAAAAUCUUAGGUCUUGAUCUGUCACUUUGAUCUUUGACUCCCAAUUUGUUCGGUUCAAACGUUGCGGUCAAUUUUGGUAAAAGUAAUUGUUUUUGUGCUGUUUCAGGUUUUGGGGUUUGUCUUAUCUGAUAAUCUGGAGUGGAGCUAAGACAAGAUGCCGUGGGUUUCCUUGUUUGUGGAUCACAAAAGAAAUUGUGUUCGCUUGGUGGUGUUUUUUCGUGUGAUUCUGUAAAUUAGUUUGCUCAGUCCCCAUUAGGUUGCAAAGGAACUCUUUUGAUUAGUUUUUCUCCAUUUCACAUCCAAAGCUGUUGGGGGAUUUGAGGAUGUACUUUGCCAUAACAAUAAAGAGAUACCGAGCUGUGAAGGAAGUUGGACAAAUUAAAAUGAGUGUUGGAGUCAUUGCGUACAACCAAUUGAUGCUUGUUUGCCAGGCUGAGUAUUUUCGUCAGUUGCUAAAACCUGUUACGUAGUGUAGCUUUGAGGGACAUUGGUUUGGGGGUGGGGAUUGCCUUGUAUUGUACUUCAUCAUUAAUCAUUCAAAAGCUGCAGAGAGAUGAAGUUUUAGUUUGGAAAAGUUGGCACUUGAUGUUAGAUGGAAAUUGGAAUCACCUUAGCGCCUGCUGUUUAGUUUUAACAUUCCUUUAGGAACUUCCUUCCACCUUUAGUACAGAAUAAUUGCCAGUUGCAUAGGCUAAAUCAGCAUUGCUUCUUGAAAUUCAGUCAGAUUGAACACAUAAUAUAAUGCAGACACAGGAAUAUUUUCUCCCGGAGAAGAUGGUUCUUCCUUUGGCAGAUGACUCCAUUGAUGCUAAUGCUCAUAUGCAUGCUCCACUUGCUUCUGCCUUUGAUGCUUUUUUACCUUCAGGUGUGGGGCAGAUAACACCCUUUGAAAGAUUUAAAUUGCAGCCCUCUGAGGCAUGCCCCAAGAAUUUUGUUAUCUUUGAUCAAACAGAUCAGCGAAGUAGGAUUAUGUUCCAUCCUGCAAUGACCUACAAAUUUAACAGUCCUGGUUUGAAUGUUCAUGCUAAUUUUUCUCAAGAUUUUGAGAAGAAUAAAGUCAAUCAAAUAGAAAGAGAAUUGUCAUCUCCUUUUGAAGAAGAUCCUAAUGACAUUGAUGCAUUGUUGAGCAUAGGAGCUGAUGACCUAGAAGACUUUGAUGAGGAAGAAGUAAGCACAGCAAGGACUCAUGAAAAUUAUGAAAAUUUGUCUGAUACUUGCUCCAGUUAUUGCUCAAAAUCAAGGAAGAAGAGGCUGUCAUCAUCUUCUGUACACAAGUCUUCUGAAGCUAAUGAUGGGAAUAACAGGGAGAUAAAGAGGAUGGUGAGGAUAUUGAGAAAGAUUGUGCCUGGUGGAGGUAAUCAAAUGGAUUCUGUUGCUGUUUUAGAUGAAGCUGUUAAAUAUCUUAAGUCUCUUAAAGUUGAGGUGGAACAAUUUGGAGUUGAACCAUGAAGAUUUCAGAUGCUGCUGCAACAACAAUUGACUAUUUCUCCCACCUCGUUUGUUACUACCCUCUCUCACCAUCCAAGUUAUGACAACAGGUCUUGCAAUCUGAGUAAUAAAUUAUGACUGACAUUUUACUGAUUCAGGUUAUGUAAGAAAAUACUAUAAAUAAUUGUACUUUUAGGUUGAGCUUUACUGUGUUGCUAUGCUGGCCUAAAACUCAAUUUUUAUUAUGCAUGCUGUUAUGUUAUGAAUGUACCAUAAAUAUAUAUGGCUCAAGAUAAGUGCUUCUGGUA